Messenger RNA from Syngnathoides biaculeatus (alligator pipefish), 5540 nucleotides. Its product is annotated as katanin-interacting protein. The transcript is spliced from 29 exons. Lineage: Eukaryota; Metazoa; Chordata; Actinopteri; Syngnathiformes; Syngnathidae. The record is from RefSeq and is a predicted model, not a curated record. Bases 307 to 5040 code for a protein of 1577 amino acids.
CGGCGGCGAAGCACAAUAACGCGUUUACCAGAGGGGAGAAAAUAAUAAGAUAUCGGCCUUGAUUGACAAUUUGGCUGGAAGAUGGAUGCCACCAGGAAACCAACGACGUGCACCUCCAAAACGCUGGAAGGGGGAAAAGCUUCCCAUCUCUGUUAAUACCCGCUGAAAGUUGAGGUCUUUCCUCGUGGCCCAUCCCAAGGUCAGGCGAGGCGGUGAUGUUUGCCUUUUUUCCGAGGGGCACCGGAACGCACCGCGAGGUGAUGUGGCCCCAGCAUCUGCUCGACUGCCCGCAGCUGCCGCCGCGCGAUGGAUUCUAACAACCAGGAGACUCAGGCGGGCCGUGGAAGGAGACGCGCUCCCGCUGUGGACGACGACGCGGAUGAAUAUUUAAUCGGCCUCCAGCACAAAAACAGGAUCCUGAAUCGACUCAAAUCCAAAGGCCCCAGAGAGAUUGAGCUGGAAAGACUAGAACAAGGCUUCUCCAUUUAUUUCAACGGCGCCAAUGCUGAAUCUUGCAAGAAGCAGGACAAGAGCGCCAACCGCAAGCCUGUCACCGCCGCGUCCGUUUGGAGGGCUGCCUGCACAGCCGAUGUCUGUAGAAGCGCCCACCAGCUAAGUGAAGAUUUGGAGGCCGGCCACAAGCGGAGGAGCCGCACUGCCCCCGGAAAGGUCCAGAGGAAGGAAUGGACGCAGGAUCCCGUCAUAAUCCGAACAGAAGAUGGACCAAGUUUGAAGAUCUGCCCGCACGAGCGCUACUCCGAUGAUUUUGAGCCUUAUGUAAGCGUAGACAUGGAGAGCUGCAGCCCACGCUCGCCUCGCGCUCUCUGCCCCCCGAGGGACACCUGCAUGUUUUCGCGCUCCUUCGGCACCAGGCCCGACAGCCCGGCGGGACAAGCGAGCCAGGAGCUCGGCGACAAGGUGCUUCUCAAUCUCGAAGACGUGAAGGUUCUGAGGCGCAGCCUGGAGAACAGCAUGCGGCGGAGCAGCCGCGGCUCCGCGGGGGAGGAGUCGGACGACGAGUGGGUGGAGGAGCAAAUCGAGCGCGGCGAGAGCACGGAGAGCCUCGACGAGCUGGGACUUCCCGUCUCCAACUCAAAAUCGUCCUCCAGCCCUCAGCCCGGCGGUUCGCGUUGCCAUUUUGACCCGGCCGACCUCAUCGUCCUCGACUUUGGGCCGGCGCCCAAAGGUCGUAAGCUCCAGCGUUCCUUGUCUGCAAAGAGGAAGGAUAACAGUGACAAGCCGGUGCUGGUGAAGAGCAAAACAUUAGAUGUGCCGCCUUCGAAAGACAGCUGGGGUAGCCCGAGGCCAGCAAGUCAGGCGGAGAGACGCCUGUCGGCAGCCAGGAGGGCGUUCACCGAGGAGCAAGACCGGGACGAGGUCGCCCGCGGGGUGUGCCAGGCCAUCCAGAGAGAAAACACGAGUUCCGAGCUCUUCGCUCGCAACACGGGCAGAGGGCAGCCGACGACGAACGGCUUAGUGCAUCGCCAAAGCAGCAGCAGCAGCAGCAGCGGCGGCGGCAAAGAGGAGUGCGGCGUCACGGCGGCCAUGCAGAGAAUCACGUUCAUGGGAGCCAGGGAGCAGCACAAACUGCUGAAAGCGUUGGAGGAGCUGGAAGCUGCGCCCAGCUUCGACGUUCCUCAGGGCGUCAAAACGGACUGCGGCAAGACCCCGCUGAGGCGGUCGUCCGAGGUCCCCCCCGCUUUGUACGUCACCAUGGAGAUCCUGUCCAACUGGGGCCACGAGCUGCACGUGGGCCUGACUGAGCUGCAGUUUUUCGGGCCCGGGAACAAGAGGCUGCACGUGUCGCCGCACGACCUCGACAUCAGGAACGCCGACCAUCCCGGGAAUCUGGCGGCGCUCGUCAACGGCAAGGCGAAGACCACCAAGGAGCGCCACAUGUGGACGUGCCGCUUCCACCCCCCCAUCCAGCUCUAUUUCAUCAUCCGCAACACGGAGCGCGCCGCAGACUUCGGGAUCUCCCGCAUCAAAAUCUGGAACUACAACCGAUGCCUUAACGAACUUGACUUCGGUGCACGUCAUGUCAAGCUGUACGUGAACAGCACGCUCGUGUUUGAGGGCGAGCUCGAGAGAGGCUGCGGCAGCCAGAUCUUCGACUACAGCACCACCGUUGAGCUCGAGGACUUCCAGGCUUCAGAUUCUUUGUUUUCCAGCCCUCCGUCGUCCGGAUACAACCUCCGGCGCCACGAUGACGGCGGCACGCACCGGCAUCUGAGUUCCGCUCUCCUGCCGCCGGACGCGUCAAGCCAGGGUACGAUGGACGCUCAGGAGAGCUCCCACGCCCCACUUCCUCCCAUCUCCGCUCGGCGCACCCCCGCGCAGAAGAACUCGUUUGACGAGCCCCCACCCGUGGCGCAGACCGUCACCAUGCAGCCGUCCUCCUCGCGGAUGACCCCGCAGUGGCUGCAGCCCCUCAAGAGGGCCGCCCCGGAGGGCUGCGAGGCCGGCAGGGAGAGGCCGCGCUGGCUGGUUCCCCACCAGCCCCCGCCGGAGCCCAAACCGCCGUCCUCGGCCUCGUCGUCGUCGUCGUCGUUGCUCCCGGAGCUGCCGUGCAACCCCGCCCGGGUGUGCAGGGGAGGGGAGAGGGCGAGCAACGGGGCCCAGUGGAAGGCCGACUCUCUGGAUUUGAACUGCGACCUGCCGGAUGAGCUCGGAGAGCAAAAGCACGAGCGGCCGUUCAGCGGGCGGAGGAGCUCCUUGAGAAGCAGGCAGACGGAGGAGCAACACGGGAAGCCGAACCGAGAGGCAACGAUGUCGGCCAACGCCGGGAGGAGGCAGCGGUCCCCGAGGCCGCUGGGCCACAGCCACCGGGACGACGCCCUCAUGGAAUCGUGGGACUCCCUCACCAAGUUCAACCAGUGCCAACGCGGGCGCCUCUCCAACAUGGGCUUCGAGGGCGACGUCUUCGACGACUUCCGAGAGCAACGCGGCCGCGGGUCCCCCGCGCCGUCCGCCGACGCCGCGUCCACGAGCCCCCCUCGCUCCUCCGCCGCCCCCCGAGGCCUCCCAAGCGAGGGCCUUGAUGCGGAUUUCUUCAUGGAGCAGGAGGAGGACUUUGAGAUCCCGGUGCUCCCCAAGGGUCAAAGGUUGGUCAUCAGCAUUCUGUCCACCUGGGGGGACCGCCACUACGUGGGCCUCAACGGCCUGGAAGUGUUCAGCUCCAGCGGAGAGCCCCUCCGGCCCGCUCACAUCAGCGCGGACCCCCCCGACAUCAACAUACUCCCGGCGUACGGCAAGGACCCCCGCGUGGUCGCCAACUUGACGGACGGCGUCCAUCGCACACAGGACGACAUGCACCUGUGGCUGGCCCCGUUCACGCCCGGCCGGAGCCACACCGUCUUCCUGGACUUCGGCCGCGCCCACCAGAUUGCGAUGAUCCGCGUGUGGAACUACAACAAGUCGCGCAUUCACUCUUUCCGAGGGGCGAAGGAGGUGGAGAUGCUGCUGGACGGGAGGUGCAUCUUCAGGGGCGAGAUCGCCAAAGCUUCCGGGACUCUCUCAGGAGGUCUGGAUCAAUUCGGCGACACGAUCCUGUUCACCACCGACGACGACAUCCUGGAGGCCAUGUCGCGUUUCGACGCGACCUUCCUGGGCGAAAGCGAAGGCUCGGACAAUCCCGUGCACGAGGAGGAGCUGCGCCGACCGCGCACCGCAGACGGAGAGGGCGACGAAAGGCCGUUCACCCAGGCCGGCUUCCGAGAGGACGACCUCGCCUUGAAACUUCACCUCAACGUAACCGUGAGCCAGCUGGAGAACAUGGAGCCGAUUCCUGGGAUGUACACCGGAAAGUGCCUCCGUCUGGAGCUGGCGUCAACGUGGGGCGACUCCCAUUACUUGGGCCUGACGGGGCUGGAGGUGGUCGGGAGGGACGGGGAGGCGUUGCCCCUGCACCCCGGUUUUAUGGACGUUUCACCCGGGGACCCCAACGACCUGCCCGAAUACGAAGACUCGCAGACCCUCGAUAAGCUUAUCGACGGCCACAACAUCACCACGGACGGCCAACGCAUGUGGCUGAUCCCGUUCUCCCACGGAGAGCCUCGCAGCCUGACCGUCGACUUCCCGCAGGCCCAGACCAUCGCUGGGCUGCGCGUCUGGAACUACAACAAGUCCGCGGAGGAUUCGUACCGAGGGGUGAAGGUGAUCCACGUGACGGUGGACGACGUCACCAUCUCCCCCGUUGAAGGCUUCCUGAUCAGGAAAGGACCCGGCAACUGUCACUUCGACUUCGCCCAAGAGAUCCUCUUCUUGGACUACCUCCAGCCGCCGGCAGACGGCAAGAGCGCCGAAGAGUAUCCCAACAAGCGGAGCGCGAAAAAAGCCGAACAAGCGAGCAUGGACUACGAAGCUCCCAUCAUGCCCUGUGGAUUCAUCUUUCAGCUGCAGCUGUUAACCACCUGGGGAGACCCGUACUACAUCGGCCUCAACGGCCUGGAGUUCUACAACCAGAACCAUGACAAGAUCAGCCUCAGCGACAACAACAUCGCUGCUUUCCCAGACAGCGUCAACGUGCUGGACAACGUGAGCGGCGACGUGAGGACUCCCGAUAAAUUAAUAGACGGCUUCAACGCCACGCAGGAUGGGAGGCACAUGUGGCUGGCUCCGGUGCUCCCUGGACUAGUCAACCGCGUUUACGUCAUCUUCGAUCAGCCGGUGACCGUGUCCAUGAUUAAACUGUGGAACUACUCCAAGACCCCACAGAGAGGCGUUAAAGAGUUUGGGCUGCUGGUGGACGACCUCCUGGUGUACAACGGCAUCUUGGACAGCGCCAGGCACACGGGCCGCGGCAUCCUGCCCACGUGCGACGCGCCGGCGCCGUACCACACCAUCCUCUUCACCGACAACGCGUACAUUGCGCACCGCGAGAGGAACACGGUCAUCAGUAAUUACGUGGAAGACCAAGAUGUCAAGAUGACCAACGAGAAUCAGAUCGUCCAUCACAGCAAGAAGCAGGCAGCAGACCCAGCGCUACGGCCGAAAACCUGCAUGACCGACGUUGGGAAACACGGACACCGGAGGUACUGACUGACGACAUGUAUCUCGCGUCACGCCUGCCUGCCGCCGGCUUUUAAUUUUACAAACACGCCGUCCAAGAGCCACGCUGAGGACGACGAGUUCCGCACCGAUCACAACUGGUUUGCUUCGCACACAAACGCACGCAACACUAAAACCGAAGAGUCCGCCGCCCCUUCGGUGCCAGGCUAAAUAAUAACCCGUCUGGCUGCUUUUUGCCGGCCGUAUUAUAUUCCCGUGCCUGUACUCUGCCUGUGCCGUGUAAAUACAUCAAUAUGACAAAACAGCCAGUCCAGUUUGACGGACAUUUUCUACGUCCCGUGUUGGUUCCCACGAUUUUAAUCCCAACAAACCGAGCCGAGUUCUUUGCCUAACCAAAAUGUAAAAUGCUAUGCACACUUAUCGGUAGCUAGUGGUCGUUUAUAAACGUGGGCUAAUUGUGUCAGAGAACUCUUUGUAUCGAGUUUUCGUACGUACUGAACAAAAAGCUGACGCCGUGCGCCAAAUCCAUG